Molecule: messenger RNA, 2607 nt
Organism: Lodderomyces orthopsilosis Co 90-125
Lineage: Eukaryota; Fungi; Ascomycota; Pichiomycetes; Serinales; Debaryomycetaceae
Exons: 1
Coding region: 1-2607 (868 amino acids)
Cellular component (GO): plasma membrane
Molecular function (GO): calcium-activated cation channel activity
Source: RefSeq, a predicted model, not a curated record
AUGGUUGCUGAAAGUUCACAGUCUACUUCGACUGUAAUAUCUUCAUUAGUAGCCAAUCUUGUAUUAUUUGGUAUAUUUGUUGGUUGUUUCAUCUUGUUACGAUUGAAAUAUAAACGUAUUUAUAGUCCUAAAUCUUCGUUUGAUUUAGUUCCCGAGGAAAAGAAGCCAGAACCACUACCCAAGGACCCAUUUAGAUGGAUAUUUAUCUUGUUAACUAAACCAGAAUCAUUUAUAUUGCAACAAGCGGGUUUAGAUGGUUAUUUCUUUUUAAGAUAUUUGAAAAUGUUUGGUUACUUAUUUGCAUUUGGUUUGCUUACUUGGAUCAUUUUGUUACCUGUUAAUGCCUCAAAUGGUAAUCAUCUUAAAGGAUUUGAUCAAUUAUCAAUUGCUAAUGUUAAACAUGAAAAAAGAUAUUAUGCUCAUGUUUUCGUUGGUUGGAUAUGGUAUGGAGCUAUUAUAUAUGUAAUUUAUCGUGAAUUGUUUUUCUACAAUUCAUUGAAAAAUGCAGUAUUAUCAACACCAAAAUACGCCAUGAGUUUACCUGGUAGAACAGUUUUGUUUCAAUGUGUUCCAGAUUCAUUAUUGGAUGGUAAACAAAUUUUUAAAAUUUUCAAUGGUGUUAAACGUAUUUAUGUUUCAAGAACUUCAAAACAAUUGGAAGAUGCGGUUAAUGCUCGAGCAGCAAUGGUUAAUCGGUUAGAAAUUGCUGAAAAUAAAUUGUUGAGAAUGGCGGUUAAAAACAAAAUGAAGGCCGAUAAAAAGGGUAUAACUUUAGAACCCACUGAUGAAAUUAGUGCUUAUGUACCAGAAAAGAAACGUCCUAGAUUUAGAGCAAAUGGAAUGUUUUCAUCAAAAGUUGAUACUAUUAGACAUUGUCAAGAACAAAUUCCCAUUUUGGAUAAAAAGGUUAAAGAAUUGCAAAAGAAAUUUAGACAUACGCAACCCAAUAAUUCCCUUUUUGUUGAGUUUUAUGAUCAAUAUCAUGCUCAGUUAGCUUAUCAAUCUGUUAUUCAUCAUAAUCCACUUCGUAUGACACCUGCAUACAUCGGCGUAGCGCCAGAAGAUAUCCAAUGGAGAAACUUGCGUAUUUUCUGGUGGGAAAGAUUAACAAGAAGAGCAUUGGCAUUUGCGGCCAUAUGUGCUGUUAUUGUAUUUUGGGCAAUCCCUGUGGCUUUUAUUGGUGUAAUUUCCAAUUUCAAUUACUUGACAAAUAAAUUACAUUGGUUAAGAUGGAUCGAAAAUUUACCAGACCAAUUGUUAGGUAUUGUUACUGGUAUUUUACCUACUGCCAUGCUUUCUAUCUUGAAUAUGCUUUUACCAAUGUAUAUUCGUGCCAUGGCUAAAGUUGCAGGUGCUAUAUCAUAUCAAAGUAUUGAAUUGUAUACUCAACUGGCUUAUUUUGGAUUUUUGAUUGUCAAUGGUUUUUUGGUUACUGCAUUGGCAUCAUCUGCAACUGCGACAGUUACUCAAAUUAUCGAAGAUCCAACUUCUGCAUUGGAUAUUUUGGCUGCUAAGUUACCAUUAUCGUCAAAUUUCUACAUUUCAUAUUUGACUUUACAAGGUAUGGCCAUUGGUGGUGCUUCUUUGUUUCAGGUUGUUGGAUUGUUUUUGUAUUAUAUUUUGGGUUACUUGUUGGAUAAUACCGUUAGAAAGAAGUGGAAUAGAUUCAGUGGAUUGGGAACUGUUGCAUGGGGAACUGUCUUCCCUCUUUUCACUCAAUUGGCAACUAUUACAUUGGCUUAUUCAAUCAUUUCACCGUUAAUUAUUGCGUUCGCCUUAAUUGGAUUUGCUUUAAUUUACAUCGCAUAUUGUCAUAAUCUCACUUAUUGUUUUGUUGAAGGUCCUGAUACAAGAGGUCAACAUUAUCCUCGUGCAUUGUUUCAAACAUUUACUGGUAUCUAUAUUGGACAAUUGUGUAUGCUUGCUAUAUUCGCUGUUGGUCAAGGAUGGGGACCGAUUGUUUUACAAGUUAUUGCAGUCGUGGCCACCAUUUUCAUUCAUGUCAAUCUUCAUCAAUCGUUUAGUCAUUUGUUACAAGUUGUUCCAAUGGAUACAAUGCGUGCAUUGGACGGAGUCUCACAAACGUGCUCAUUUAAAGGUGAAUCCGAAUUUAAACAACGUAUUAUUGAUAAAAAGAGACAUGACAAUGAUCCCGAAUUUGAAAAAAAGUACCUUGCUGAGCAACAAGAAGAAGAACAAAUUAAACAGCGAGUGCUCGAAAAAGUUCGUCAAUAUGACCCAGAAACUGAUAUUGAUACAUCCAAUAUAUCAGUAGUUCCAUUAUUAGCUGAUCGUGAUAUGAAAUUAACGAAAUCUGAUCAUUUCUUGGUCAAAUUUGUCAGACCUGAUGUGUUUUUGAACUUCCGCCAUGUUAAGAAGCUUGUUCCAGCUACCUACAAUGUUGAACCCAAACCAACUGAUAAUAAACAUGCAUAUGAUGCACCAGCCAUUUCUGCCAAGUGUCCUGGUGUUUGGAUUCCAAGAGAUCCAAUGGGAUUAGCUGAUUUGGAAAUCAAGCAGUUAUCCAGUGUUGUUGAUAUUAGUGAUGAAAAUGCCGGAUUUGAUGAGAAGGGAAAGAUUCAAUUUUUGGGUAAACCGCCAAAUUAG